UCGCGUAGGUUUCCUUGUGAGCCCGCUCUGUUCUGGCGGAUUCUCGCAUCCGGGUUGAAGCUGGCGCGUUUCCUGUGGCGGCGAUCGGGAAUAAUAAGGACCGGGGUUGGCAGAAAGUGGCCUCUUUCGCGCCGGGCCUUGAAGGAGAUAUUCCUGUGACAACAGAUCCUGGAGAGAAAAAUGAUGACUUAAAAUGAGAAGGAGGGGGAAGAAGAUGGGCCACUGUGAGAGACAGCUUCAGAAGAGCAACCCAAACUCAGCUGUUUUUUGUUGCUGUUCAGAAAGGAAUUCUACUACAGAAGGGUUUUGGCAUCGGUGAUGAGAAAUGGGGUAUGAUGUAGCACGCUUUCAAGGGGAUGUUGAUGAAGACCUUAUAUGCCCCAUUUGUAGUGGGGUCCUGGAGGAGCCUGUGCAGGCUCCUCAUUGCGAACAUGCCUUCUGCAAUGCCUGCAUUACCCAGUGGUUCUCCCAACAGCAGACGUGUCCCGUGGACCGCAGCGUUGUGACGGUGGCUCACCUACGCCCUGUUCCCCGGAUCAUGCGUAAUAUGCUAUCUAAGCUUCAGAUUACUUGCGACAACGCUGUUUUUGGGUGCACUGCCGUUGUGCGCCUCGACAACCUGAUGUCUCACCUCAAUGACUGUGAACACAAUCCAAAGCGGCCUGUGACUUGUGAACAGGGAUGUGGCUUGGAAAUGCCCAAAGAUGAGUUGCCGAAUCAUAACUGCAUCAAACACUUAAGGUCAGUGGUUCAGCUACAGACCAGAAUAGCUGAGCUGGAAAAGACUUCAGCAGAGCAUAAGCACCAGCUAGCAGAACAGAAGCGUGACAUUCAGUUAUUGAAGGCAUAUAUGCGAGCAAUACGUAGCGUCAACCCCAACCUACAGAAUCUGGAGGAGACAAUUGAAUACAAUGAAAUCCUAGAGUGGGUGAAUUCCUUGCAACCUGCCCGUGUGACACGGUGGGGUGGCAUGAUCUCCACGCCCGAUGCAGUACUCCAGUCCGUAAUCAGGCGGUCAUUGGUGGAGAGUGGCUGCCCCACAUCAAUCAUCAAUGAGCUGAUUGAAAACGCCCAUGAACGGAACUGGCCCCAGGGACUGGCCACCCUAGAAACUCGUCAGAUGAACCGCCGCUAUUAUGAAAACUAUGUGGCCAAACGCAUCCCAGGCAAGCAGGCUGUGGUGGUGAUGGCCUGUGAGAAUCAGCACAUGGGUGAGGAGAUGGUGCUGGAGCCAGGCCUGGUGAUGAUAUUUGCACACGGAGUGGAGGAAAUCUAAAAGACUUAACAGAGCUGAUAAAACAACAUGCUUGAAAGGGAAAAAAUGUACCAUGUCCAAGCCCACUGAUUUUGCCCCUGCUGUGCUGAACCAGGGCAUUAUUCUUCUCUAUGUUGAUUUAAAGCAUCACUUCUAAUCAUGCCGGGCAGGUGCCCCAGCAAUGUAUGCAAAAUGCCAUGCUGCAGUCCCUCCACUUUGUGACAACUUACCUUGGUUGAUGUCGGUUUCCAAAUAUUUACGUAAAAGCACAAGAAACCUUCUUGUGCUCUAGAAACAGCAGCGGUCUGCUGCGAGAAGCCUUUGACCUCUUGAGAUGAUUCCAUUGGCCGGGGGGGGGGGGCGUGCUUAUUGUUCCAGUGUUGGGGUGUGACAGGUUUCUGGAUCUUGACUUAAAACGUUUUUCAAAACUGAACGUUUAUUCUGAAGACGCCUCCCCCACUCUGGCAGUAUGGUUUCCCUUGUCAUUCUUUAGGACAUUUCUGUGCAGGCCACACAACUCUUCCGUAAUUUCCUACAGUACCACAGUACCUUCAAGGGUUUGGGGGGAGAAAACAAACACGAGAAGGCAAAUUCCAAACUGGGGAUGCAAGAGAUGCCAAAUAAAAUACACAUACUAGUAGUGAUCUUUUUGGCAUUAAAUAUAUAUAUAUAUAUCUUGGAGCCAAAAAUUAGACCCAUUGGGAAGGCGAUUGGCACACCUCAUCUGGGACUUGUGGCCUUAGGAUGCACAAGAGGUGGCUUGCGCUCUUCCAGUGGGGAAUGUUAUUCUUUAGCAAUGUGCCGCUGCUGCCACGGGAAAAACUGAAUUUGUUAUUGCAGAGCCCGGCGGUUCUCUCUCCUCCUUGUGCUCUCGAAGCACUGCUGAUGUCAGGUGCUCUGCUGGCUUCAGCUCUCUCUUGUAAGAUGCGGGCCUCUGAAUAGCCCCUUUGCUUAGCCUGCCCAGAAACAGGCUCCUUUGAGUUUGCGUGUGCCACAUAAGGCAGCCUCAGCCAUGCUAAAAAAAAAGGAAGCAGAAGAAAAUUAACCUUGGAUGAAAUUGUCUUGUCAUUGUAUGUUG
Molecule: messenger RNA, 2333 nt
Organism: Gekko japonicus
Lineage: Eukaryota; Metazoa; Chordata; Lepidosauria; Squamata; Gekkonidae
Gene: RNF41
Product: ring finger protein 41, E3 ubiquitin protein ligase
Exons: 7
Coding region: 326-1276 (316 amino acids)
Biological process (GO): positive regulation of JNK cascade; regulation of canonical NF-kappaB signal transduction; tumor necrosis factor-mediated signaling pathway
Cellular component (GO): plasma membrane signaling receptor complex
Molecular function (GO): zinc ion binding; ubiquitin protein ligase activity
Source: RefSeq, a predicted model, not a curated record